Poecilia latipinna (sailfin molly) is the source of this 5759-nucleotide messenger RNA. RefSeq lists its product as uncharacterized. Lineage: Eukaryota; Metazoa; Chordata; Actinopteri; Cyprinodontiformes; Poeciliidae. Gene Ontology annotation, biological process: regulation of transcription by RNA polymerase II. The record is from RefSeq and is a predicted model, not a curated record. The transcript has 10 exons. Gene Ontology annotation, molecular function: RNA polymerase II cis-regulatory region sequence-specific DNA binding; DNA-binding transcription factor activity, RNA polymerase II-specific. The coding region runs from base 592 to 5280 and encodes 1562 amino acids.
UACUCCUAGCUCAGUUGAUCUGUGUUUUGUCUCUGCUGUUUUCUUAAACUGAAAGACGGAAACGUAAAGUUUGAUAAAACGGAGCAGUUAGUGACUUCAUCUAGGAGAGAAACGGACAAUUUUAAAGGCUACAGGAUGAAAGAGAGACAGGAAGUUAAUCACAGGAAGUUGUCAAAGCAAAACAUAACAGACCAGGUGUUGCUUCUAUGAGUAAAAAACAGGGAACCUACAGUUCAAAACUGAAAUAACAGCAAAUACUGGAAAAUUGGAGAGUAGUAGGAGAAAGCAGCAUACCUCCAGAAGUAGCUCAGGAUAGCCAGUUUUAAACUGUAGCUACGUGGAGGUAGAAAUUAACAGUGUUCUUCACCUCACAUUAGGUCAUAAUGUUAUGCCUGAUUCGUGCAUAUUCAAUUCUAUUGAUCUUUAAAACUGUCCAGCAGAGCUUUGGCCUAUAGAGUGCGCUCUGUUUUUACAGCUGUGGACUGCAGUAAGCCUGUGUUGCCGGCGGGGGGCGGUAACGAGACAAACCCUCUGAAACCGGAAGUGAGCCGUCCUUUUAUUGUGCUGCAGCAGUGAGUGUUAGCUGUGAACAUGUCCGGCAUGUCUUCAGCUCAGCAUCUCAGAGAGUUCAUCAGCCAGCGGCUGACUGCCGCCGCGGAGGAAAUCUUCUCGGUCUUCCAGAGAACUAUCGCCCAGUACGAGGAAGAGCUGGACCGCCAGCGCAGACUGCUGGACGGCGGCUGGAGGCCGGACUGCGGCUUCCAGAGAGCAGAUUUCCCUCGGUGUUCUGUCAGGACAAAGCAGAUCCCUGCUGAGCUGCAGCUCCAGAACCAGCAGGACUCCAGUUUGGACCAUCCACAGAUCAAAGAGGAGCAGGAGGACAUGUGGAGCGCUCCGGGGGACGGACAGCUGGUCCUGAAGCAGGAGGCUGAUGUCCUGAUGGUGGCGCCGUCGCUCCAGGAGGGAAACCUCAGCGAACCAGAAUCAGACUGGAUCCAACAGGAGAGACCGGAUCAGGACGGAGGCUGGACGGACAAAUCCGGGCCGGACAGAGACACGGAGCUGAAGGGCAGCCGGGACAGGACGCUGAUGGACAACUGUCCCCUGUUGGAAAGUAAGAGAGACAGAAGAGACGGAAAAACCUCGGAGAACUCGGAAAGCAUGACUCACUACAGAAUCCACACAGACUUUCCAAAGCAUUUUCUCUGGAAGGAGGCAAAUAUUCCCGUUGGCCAGGCAGGAAACUCCAGUCUAGACCGGGAGCAACCAGAAGCUCCUGAGAUUAAAGAGGAGCAGGAAGACGUCUGCGUUCGUGAUGAAGAUGAACUGGUGGUGAAGCAGGAGGUCGAUAGCUUCCUAGUGACAUCUGAUUAUGAGGAAACUGACCACAGUGAGUCAGAACCAAACCAGAAUGCCUUCCAUGCAGCUGAGAAGCAGGAUCUGGAAGGAAACUGGGACAAAGACUCGGGAUCCAGCCAGAAUCGGACGAGUCAAAGUAAUGCAGCAGACGAUCUCCCUCCAUUCGAUAGCGUCUGUAAUUCUGACUCUGGUAAUAAAUCGACAAAAUGUUCUGUCUGUGGGAAAACCUUCAGCAGCAACUUCAAAAUGCGGAAACAUUACAGAAUCCACACGGGAGAGAAACCAUAUUCCUGUAAGAUCUGCAGGAAAGCUUUUCGGGAGAGCAAGUACCUGUCAGUCCACAUGAGAACUCACACUGGGGAGAAGCCAUAUUCAUGUGAAACUUGUGGGAAAAGCUUCAGUCAGAACAGCCAUUUGAGUUCCCACAAGAGAACCCACACGGGGGAGAAACCACACCCCUGCAGCACCUGCGGGAGGAGGUUCGCCGAAGCAUCGGCGCUCAGAAACCACAUGCUCACCCACACCGGAGAAAAACCCUUUUCCUGCCAUAUUUGUGGGAAAAUCCUACGGUACAGCAGCAGCUUGUCGGCUCACAUGAAGAUCCACACGGGAGAGAAGCCGUUUGUGUGCAAGACGUGCGGGAAAUGCUUCAGCCACAACAGCAGCCUGAUUUCCCACAUGAGAAUCCACACUGGAGAGAAGUCAUACCAGUGCACGACAUGCGGCCGCUGCUUCAGCCACAGCACCACGCUGCUGCGCCACACCCGCAGCCACACUGGGGAGCGCCCGUACUCCUGCGCCACCUGUGGGAAGUGUUUCAACAGCAGCAGCCACCUGAGCGUCCACAUGACCACCCACACCCGGGAGAAGCUGUACUCCUGCACUAUGUGCAGCAAGCGCUUCAGCCACGGUAGCAACCUGGUGCGCCACAUGAGGACUCACACCGGCGAGCGGCCCUACUCCUGCCAGGCCUGCAGCAAGCGCUUCAAAAGCAGCACUCACCUGUCGCGACACAUGAAGACUCACAGGAAGGGUCACAGUCCGGAGGUGGAGAUAGUCCUGGAGGACGGCGGCGCUCCGGCCGCUCAGAGCUAUGUGAGCCGAUUGAUGUUAGCUGUGAACAUGUCCGGCAUGUCUUCAGCCCAGCAUCUCAGAGAGUUCAUCAGCGAGCGGCUGACUGCCGCCGCGGAGGAAAUCUUCUCGGUCUUCCAGAGAACCAUCGCCCAGUACGAGGAAGAGCUGGACCGCCAGCGCAGACUGCUGGACGGCGGCUGGAGGCCGGAGGUUCGGCUGGACCGGACAGAACUUCCUGUUCAGUUCCUGAGGAAGGAGGAAGAGGAAGUUCCUGCUGACCAGCAGCUCUGGAAGUCCAGUCCGGACCGGGAGGAACCAGAAUCUUCCCGGGUCAAAGAGGAAGAUGAUGCUCUCUGCUUCGUCCGUGAUGAAGAGCCGCCGGUUCUGAAGCCGAACGCUGAUAUCACCAUGGUAACGUCUGCUGAUAGCGAGCCAGAACCCAGCAGGGACCGGAGCGUGUCCGAGUCGGAGACCCGAGAACCGGCAGGAAGCUGGAGUGACAACUCGGACUCGGCCAGAGAUCGGACCGGGUUCUGGAGCAGCCACCAGGAAGGUCAGGAACCAGACGCUCUGACUCCAAACAGUGGCCUGCUCGGCGCUGCUGCCGCCGGGGUCAGAGGUCAGGACGGAACCUGGAUCGAGAAGGAGUUGGAGCCGAAGAGGAGACGGGUCAGGAAGAGGAGCAGCGGUUCCGGCCUGGUUCCGGGUGGACUGGGGCUGCGGCCCGUUUCCUGUGACGUCUGCGGGAAAGCCUUCAGGUGCAACUCGGAGAUGAGGGUCCACUUGCGCGUUCACACGGGCGAGAAACCGUUCUCCUGCGACGUCUGCCAGAAGGCGUUCAGCUUCAAGGUCAACUUGUCCGUCCACAUGCGGACGCACACGGGAGAGAAACCGUACGCUUGCCAGUUCUGCGAGAAACGCUUCUCGGAUCACUCAUCACUCCGGAAGCACACCAACGUUCACACAGGAGAGAGGCCGUACUCCUGCGCCGUCUGCGGAAAGCGCUUUAGCCGCAGUAGCCACAUGUGGCGGCAUGUCAGGGUCCACGCCGGAGAGGCUCCGCCCACCUUGUUAGCUGUGAACAUGUCCGGCAUGUCUUCAGCCCAGCAUCUCAGAGAGUUCAUCAGCCAGCGGCUGACUGCCGCCGCGGAGGAAAUCUUCUCGGUCUUCCAGAGAACCAUCGCCCAGUACGAGGAAGAGCUGGACCGCCAGCGCAGACUGCUGGACGGCGGCUGGAGGCCGGACUGCGGCUUCCAGAGAGCAGACCUGCUGCGACAGUAUUUGUGCAAAAAGCCAGAGAUUCCUGCCGCACCGCAGCUUUUGCACCAGCAGGGGGCGUCGGCGCUGACCCGGCAGCAGCCAGAACCUCCGGAGCUUAAAGGUCAUGAGAGAGCAGAGAGUUUCCUCAUCAGAGCUGAACGGAGGGGCCUGGAGGAGCAGCUGGUUCUGAAGCAGGAGCUGGACGCCUUCACGGCGCCUCACCCAGACGGAUGCCGCAGGGCUCCAGAACCGAAACACAAGUUUCCUCUGGAAGGAAGAGAGCAGAUCAGAACCAGAAACCCGGCCAGCAGCAGAGAGCGUGGCUCCACCUCAGAGAACCGAGACCAAACCCAGAAAUCAGAACCAACCUUCCAGCAGAACGCAGAAACAGAUGCUCCACAGCGUUGUGUCUCCAUGGAGGCGGAGCCUCCUGCAGACCGGAAGGAGCAACAGGAAGCAGAACCUCCACAGAUUAAAGAGGAGCAGGACGAGCAGCUGGUGCUGAAGGAGGAGAUUGACUCCUUCACCGUGACGUCGGCUUAUGAGGAAAGCGACCAAAGUGAAGCUGAAGGAAACGCCGAGCAGAACGUUUUCCUCAGUUUCCAGGAGGGAAGCUGGGAGCGAGAGCCCGGAUCAGCAAGCACAACUGACCCGAUGCCACGUCUUAAACUCAUGAGUUACAGUUACAACCCGAGCGCUGAGAAUCCGAGCAGCGCCGGGACCAGCGACGGACCCUCAGGAUGUCAGCUCUGUGGGAAAAACUUUGGCAGCGACUCAGAAUUAAAGGAACAUUUUAAAAUCCACGUGGUGGAGAAGCCGUUUUCCUGCAAUGUGUGUGGAAAAGCUUUCAAAUACAACAUCAAGCUGCUGAUCCACAUGAGGACGCACACUGGGGAGAAACCAUUUUCCUGCGAAAUCUGCGGUAAAGGCUUCAGCCAGAAGGUCAAUCUGAACGUCCACAUGAGGACGCACACGGGUGAAAAGCCGUAUCUCUGCAAGACCUGUGGAAAGAGGUUCUCUGACCAGUCUGGCUUUAAACGCCACAUGACCAUCCACACGGGCGAGAGGCCCUACAUCUGCAAAACCUGCAACAAAGCCUUCAGGUACAGCGUCCACCUCAUGGUCCACAUGCGAACGCACACGGACGAGCGGCCAUACUUCUGUAAAACCUGCGGCAGAACCUUCUCCGACCCGUCUACACUCCGGAAGCACACCAUGACCCACACGGGCGAGAGAUCCUACUCCUGCCAGACCUGCGGGAAGAGCUUCAGUGACAACAGCAACCUGCUGCGGCACAUGAGGACGCACACGGGCGAGAAGCCGUAUUCCUGCGAGAUCUGCAGCAAAAGCUUCAGCCAGAGCAGCAACCUGAUGCAGCACAUCCGCACCCACACGGGCGAGCGACCGUACCCCUGCGGCAUCUGCGACAAGAGCUACAGCCACAGCUGCACGCUGCUCAAACACAUGAGGAGCCAUUCGGGCGAAAAGCCGUACUCCUGCGAGCUCUGCGGCAGAUGUUUCAGUCACAAAUGCACGCUGCUGAAGCACAUGAAGAUCCACACGGACGGCGGCGCUGUGCAGUCCUGAAAGCCCUGAAAGCAUCAGGUCAAGAGGCGAGCUGGUCGGUUAGUCUGCUCACAUCCUUUAAAUGUUCCUUUUCAUAAAUGAACUUUAUCAUCUCUGGGACAAAAACUGAAAUGAUUUGUUGAUUUUCUGUGGGGCUGCAAAUGAAGCAAAACAUGUUCAAAAGAAGAAAAACCGACGACUCAAAUGCUGGUUCUCCUCACUGCCAGCACCAACAUCACACAUACGCAGAAAAAUAUUAAGAAUAUUUGUAUAUUGCAAUUUGUACGAUGCUUUUUCAAGUCUGAGGAUUCCGAAGGACAUUCAGUGAUUCACCACUGAUGGUUGCAGACUGACAGAGGGGUGAGGCAGCCCACCAGAGCGGGGUUCGAACCAGCAACAGUCAGCAGUCACUGUUAGGCCCAGGCUAACAACAAACAUUUAAUUAUGAGAAUAAAUUCACAAAGUUACGAGAAAAAAGUCAUAGUGUUACAAGAAUAAAG